Dipodomys ordii (Ord's kangaroo rat) is the source of this 1194-nucleotide messenger RNA. RefSeq names its product olfactory receptor 5B2-like. The transcript is spliced from 3 exons. Bases 1 to 1194 code for a protein of 397 amino acids. Gene Ontology annotation, cellular component: membrane. Gene Ontology annotation, molecular function: olfactory receptor activity; G protein-coupled receptor activity; odorant binding. The record is from RefSeq and is a predicted model, not a curated record. Gene Ontology annotation, biological process: G protein-coupled receptor signaling pathway; sensory perception of smell. NCBI's taxonomy places the organism in Eukaryota, Metazoa, Chordata, Mammalia, Rodentia, Heteromyidae.
AUGAACCACACAGAAGUGGGGAAUUUCCUCCUGGAGGGUGUUAACCAAAGCCCAGAACUUCAGAUUCCACUUUUCAUCGUGUUCACCAUCAUUUACUUCACUACUGCUUUGGGAAACCUGGGCAUGGUCUUGCUGAUUGUCUUGGAUUCCCAUCUCCACACUCCUAUGUACUUUUUCCUCAGUAACCUCUCUAUGGUGGACUUUGGGUACUCUUCAACGACCACACCCAAAGUGAUAGCUGGGUUCCUUAUAAAAGAAAACGUAAUAUCCUACAAUGCAUGUGCUUCUCAAAUGUUCUUUUUUCUAGCCUUUGCUUCCAUGGAGAAUAUUAUUUUAGCCUUAAUGGCUUAUGAUCGCUAUGCCGCAGUCUGCAAGCCUUUACAUUAUACCACCACCAUGACAACAAGUGUGUGUGUGUAUCUGGUCCUAGGCUCCUACAUCUAUGCUUUUGUGAAUUCCUCUGUCCUCAUUGUGAACACAUUCACCCUGUCCUUCUGUGAGUCCAAUGUGGUCCAUCACUUUUUCUGUGAUAUCCCAGCCGUCAUGAUUCUCUCUUGUUCUGACAAACACGUGAAUGAGAUGGUUCUGGUUUUCAUUUCCAGUUUCAAUGUCUUUUGUGCUCUUCUUGUGGUAUUGAUUUCUUACCUGUUCAUAUUUAUUACCAUCUUCAAAAUGCAGUCAUCUAAGGGCUAUCAAAAGGCUUUGUCCACCUGUACUUCUCACCUUACUGCAGUUUCCAUAUUUUAUGGGACUGUCAUCUUCAUGUACCUCCAACCUAGCUCCAGUCACUCCAUGGAUACAGACAAAAUUGCAUCUGUUUUCUAUGCAAUGAUCAUCCCCAUGCUGAACCCUAUGGUCUAUAGCCUGAGGAACAAAGAGGUCAAGAGUGCCUUCAGAAAGGUAAUUGACAAAGUCAAAUCAUCAUUUCAUUUGCUUAAUUAUCAUUCCCUUUAUUUGAGAAUUAUUGACUUUUAUAUGAGUCCUAUUGCCUUGCAUUUUCAUAGUUUCUGUGCUGUUGCACUGCGAUUUCCAAGAGCUACCUCUGCUAUUUUAGUGCUGGAUGACACCCAGGCUCUGCUCUGCCAGGAUCUUUUGGUCUGCUGUUACUAUUUCAGCAAUACUUGGCAAUUUUACCCCAAAUUUACCCGAGCCCACAGUUGGUGGGUUGCUCAGUAUGAUCAAAAAGAAUGCUGA